GUGCAAUGAAUAGAUAAAAGCAUAGAGAUGACGUGGCCGGGAAUACUGCGUGGAAUCCGGGCGGGUAGGAAGGCUUUGGGGACAGGAAAUUGCAACGCGAAGAAAGGCUGAGUGAAAAGCAGCAGCAACAGCAGCAGCGACCGGUAAAGCGGGGUGCAGAACCGUUGUAGUCUACUAGAUGGGCGUGGUUCCGGGCUGCAGGGCAUGACUUAAGGAUGCUGGGCUCGGUCGCGGAGCUGUCAAAAGAGACUUUGCAGUGAGCAGUUUUGAUUCCACUACUGAGGGAUGCUGCCUGGGGCUGCUAUCCUGUCUUCCUGAAAGUUAGUAUCAUGACCUUGACUAAGGGCUCAUUCACUUACUCCAGUGGAGAAGAAUACUGUGGGGAAUGGAAGGAAGGACGUCGACAUGGUAUUGGACAGUUGACUUUUGCUGAUGGCAGCAUUUACACAGGACAUUUUGAAAAUGGUCUCUUCAACGGAUAUGGAGUCCUCAAUUUUGCCGACGGUUCCAGAUAUGAAGGGGAAUUUGUGCAGGGAAAAUUCAACGGUGUUGGAGUCUUCACACGCUAUGACAACAUGAUCUUCGAGGGAGAAUUCAAGGGUGGACGGGUUGAUGGUUUUGGACUUUUGACUUUUCCUGAUGGCUCUCAUGGGAUACCCCGUAAUGAAGGCUUUUUUGAAAACAACAAACUCUUGCGACGGGAAAAGUGCCAGACAGUGGUCCAACGUGCACAGAGUGCCUCCAAGAUGGCACACAGCUUGACAGCAUAAGGGGUAUAAAUUUUACCAUAACACAGGGCUUUCUUAUGACUGGCAGCCUAACCCAGAGGUUGGUAAGAGUGUGGAGUACAAGAUUCACAGAGGCAAAUACCAUCUCUAGGAUGCAAACUUAUUAUAUCUGAAUCCUGCUUGCCUUUAUCAUUUACUUAAGCAGCUUGGCCCCUAUAAUGUGAACUGGUGCCAAAACUCAGCUAUGAAGCCUAUGUCUCCUGUCAGUAUCACAUCCAAGAUCAUAGCAAUUCCUUUGUCAAAAGCAUUCUCCAUUAGACAGAUUGCUAAUCCUAUAACCCCACAACUGAGUUGGGCACAAUGGGUAUCCCAAUUACUGGAGCUCGUUAAUAUAUAAUCCAUCUUUCUUGCCACAAACCUAACACAGCUGGAAUGUUGUCUUUAUAUGAUCAGUUGAGUUGGUUUCCAGUGGUCAAAGGAGGAUUAAAGAACUUGCAUUUAGCUUAAUUUUCUAUCUUCUUAUAUGUCCCUAAACCUCUAGUUGAUUCCUCACUGCUAAGUCUUCCUUUCUCUAUAAAAAUUAAAUGAAUAAAUAUAGAUGAAUAAAUACAAGAAGCAAAGAAUUAACAUAUUGAGUGGCAUUAAGAAUUCUAGACUUUCUGAAUGUGACUUUUAACAAUUUUGCAGAUCAGCAUAAUAAGAAUGUCUGAGUUCUGCUACACUUUAUGCUUUAGGCUCCAGAAUAGAUCCAGGAUCUCUUUCCACUCUUUAUUCUAGCCUUGUGUUUUACACAAUUUGCUAAGGCCGUUUUCACUGUGAGCUUCUUGUGUGACAGACAGCAUUUCACAGUUAUCCCUUCCUUACAUGAGAUGCAGGUCACUUAACUAAGGGCCAUAGUAGGAAGAGAUUCACUAAGCUCCAGAGAUGUUACAUGGUUUUCAUCUACCAUAGUGCCAUAUACAUACAGCUGUAUUGUUUUACAAAUGUUAAAAAUGGAGUAGCGUUACUUUUUAAAGCCUUGCCUCUGCUAGUCAUAGGACAAGGCAAAGUUUUGCAAAUUCCUUCCUACUUCAGAAUUGGAAGUUCUUUGCACACAAAUACUCCUAGUCUCCACCCACACUUCCCUCUUUUGGCUUCUGAAAUUUUACCACACAUUCCAUUAAUGUUUCAAGCCUGACUUUGCUGCCUUAAUGGCUAGACAUUUGCUUUAAAAUAAAAAUGAAUCUCAGGAUGCUGAUCACUAGUCCAAUAUAUUAUAAUAUCAUAGAAUAAUGGCUUGUAUAGCCCUAUAUGUAUCCAAAAUAAGCGACAGCAUCUUUUAUACAAUGCUGUAAAGCUAAAGAAAAAGCUGUUCCCAGAUAAUGCCAUACUAUAUAUCUUUAUAGAACAGUGUUUCUCUACCUUGGCAACUUUACGAUGCGUAGACUUCAACUCCCAGAAGUCGUCAGAAAGGUGCCAAGGUUGAGAAAUACCACUGUAGAAAAUGCAUUAAAUAACACUGGAACUUAGCACAACAGCUUAUAAUAACUUAUAAAUGUGAAGAUUGCAGGGCAUUCUUAAUAUAUAGUACAGAUAGAUGGGGAAUGAUAUGGAACGGACAACUGGUUCCUUGCUAGAGAUGCAGGCUGAAUGAAAAUACCAGGCUGGUAGAAAAGAAGUUAAAUUUUCUAGAGAUGAUAGCAAAUCCCUCAGUGGGGUAACAAUUGAGUUAAAAUGGGUCAAAAAAGAAUAACUUUAUAUCUGUCAACCAUUUUAUGUUUCUGUGCACUAAAAUUAAACAUGGGAUUGUUUAAAACAGGGGGGUGUUCUUAGUCAAGCAUUGACCCACGUAAUGUGUGUUCCUAAGUGCCAUGCUGGAGCCCUUGUAACCAGCCUAUCUCCACACUGAAUGUCUGUGUGUCAAUGCUACCCUCGUGCCUUUGUGUCUUUGCCCAUCUAAGGGCCUUGGCCAAAUAAAGAGUUACUGAAGCUCAACUUUGGUGUAUUAUUUUCCUCUUGUACUGAGACAAGUGGAUUAGCCUUAUUCAAUCAUGCAGAUCCAGAAUGGAUCUUGUGUUUAUUCUGGCCAAAUGUGCAGUAGUGCUAAGCAUCUGA
Ahaetulla prasina is the source of this 2822-nucleotide messenger RNA. It is a transcript of the gene MORN4, whose product is annotated as MORN repeat containing 4. The coding region runs from base 330 to 770 and encodes 146 amino acids. The record is from RefSeq and is a predicted model, not a curated record. Lineage: Eukaryota; Metazoa; Chordata; Lepidosauria; Squamata; Colubridae. The transcript has 5 exons.